Molecule: messenger RNA, 1490 nt
Organism: Exophiala viscosa
Lineage: Eukaryota; Fungi; Ascomycota; Eurotiomycetes; Chaetothyriales; Herpotrichiellaceae
Exons: 7
Coding region: 164-1351 (395 amino acids)
Source: RefSeq, a predicted model, not a curated record
GUGGUCAUGCUGUCCCUAUUCAUGCGGGCGCCGCUCCUCAGCCUGAUGGAAGCGGCAUUGGGAUCCUGCUGUCAAUAUCACGGGUGUAUAAAGGACUGAGGAUCUCGAGCCUUCCGAACGAACAUGAUUCAGCAUGCCCUCGGUGUGAGGCUGCGUCAUAGUCAUGGGUGGCACAAUGUCUAUCGAUCUGGAGAAGGGCAAAAUCGAAGAUAAGCCAGAGACGACCGUUUCAGAAGAGAUUGUCCAACCUUCACCGUCAGACAGGCAUUUGCGGCACCUAAAGGAUGGCCCCAAAUCGCCCGCGACCGACGCGAGCUCUUCGACGACACUCGUAGCAGGGUCGAAGGGCUUUGCGGCUUUCUUCGCAACCUUGCGCGAGGUCAUAGUCUCAAGAAACUCCCGACAGAAGUCGGUUGCAGCAGCGAAAGAGACGAAGAAAUAUAAUGUACGACAGCUUCACAAGAUGCCAAAUGGUUAUCCCAGAGUCGCAGCUUUCCUUGACUCAGACGAGAACUUCAUGCUCUACAGGCGGUUCGGGUAUUUGCAAUCGCGACUUCUGCUAGAAAAACAAGAUGAGCUGGGCAAAUUGGAGUGCGACCUCGACUUUAUGGAUCGACUGGAGUUCGAUGAAGACGUUCGUAAAGAGGUGCUGAGGACGCGUGAGUUUCAAGGGCAAGAGAGGAAGGAUCUCUUGCAAAAGGUGGAGAAGACCUGGAUCCAAUACUCAAACCUUGUUGUUGCGGCCAGGGACAUGACCGCGCUCAACAAACCUACCUCCAGCGAGUACGAUAGCUUGUGGUGGUGGAUGCGCGACAACAAACCACUCUAUGCUGGAGAUGCGAUGUUCGUUCGCGAGAGAGAGGAUUUGAUCACCUUACGCCCGGGGAGGGAGUAUGCAUCGCUCGAUGCAAUGGUCGAGAAGAUGCUUAGAUGGCUUCCAUGGCCGGCGAUAGGGAAUCUAUUUCGUUCAAAGGAAACCCGCAUGAAAACUGAAGGCGCAGGUGAUGAGCCAGGCAACGGCACCGAAGGCGUGGUAUACUAUACCCGCCGUCGAAUCGAAGGCGUGGUCAAUACCAUCAUGAUCUGCAUGGUUCUUGCCAUACUUAUCAUCCCUGUGUACAUUUUGUUUCACCUCAGCGAACGUCCUCAGACCACGCAGAAUACCGCGAAAUGUAUUGGUGUUUUGUUGGUUUCGACACUCGCGUUCGCCGCGGGUGUGAGUCUCUUCUCACGGGCAAAGAGGCAUGAAGUCCUCGCUGCAUCAGCUGGAUACUGCGCACUCCUCGUCGUGUUCAUUGGUAAUGUGGGAGGUGGACAUGGCUACGGCUCGUCGUUUGCAAACUCGGGUUGACUCCCAAGUCUGGCGGCUCACGUAGGGUGCCGUGAUAGAACAAUCUGGUUCGGAAGGCACUAUAGGGUAAUCGAUCUCAUAGUAAUAAUAGUGAUGGCUCAUAAGCCCUCUGCACCUGGCGAGUUGAACGCUGUGAGAU